AUUUGUGGGUGUAUACGUUGAAGUGAGCCGCUCGUUUUUUUUACAAAUUCUAUACGAAUUAUUGGUUCUCUUUUCGCUUGGAGGAGAUUGAAAUCAAAAUAUUUAUUAAAAAAAAUUAACAGUCAAAUAACCAACAAAAAAAACAUGUCAACACUAACUUCGAAUCAGAUGACAACUUCAACUAUCGAAUUGAAUCCAACAAUACAAUGCAAUGAUUUAAAAGCUUUCGAACGUCGACUUAUGGAAACGAUAUUGCAACAAAAACCACGCGAACGUUUAUGGCGUAUCGUUUUGGCUAUUAGCCUUACAUCCACUGCAAUUAGUUCAUAUUUUUGGCUACAAGAUUCAAUGAAUCCAUCCAGUAAUCAUGAUAAACAUUUUCAGUCAAAAAAUUCAAUGAUAUCGAUAUCGGAUGAUAGUCAGACAUUAGUCGAACAUCAUGAGCUUAUUCAUGUUGAAGAAUUGACAUUUAUUCAAUCACUUGCCAAACAUUAUUUUUUCACUAUUAAUUGUGUGAUUCUAAUCGCUCUGUUUGUUUUCGGUAUUCAUCAACGAGUCAUACAGACAAAUAUAAUCGUAAAUCGGAUACGUGAAGUUCUUUACGAUUUUGCCUUAUCUUGUGAUGAUCAAGGAAAAUUGAUAGUGAAACAAAAAUAUUCCCGCCCAUUAUCAACGACUUCUUUAAUGUUUUCAUCAAAUAAUAGUUUCAAUCAUUCAGCUUUUCAUCUGAAUUCAAGUCCGGUAACACAAGUGAUGCCCAAUUCAAAUAUUCAACGUAGACCUUAGCCUGUACAAAUUAUCAAUACAACUAUGACGAUCUCCAAUUUUUUUCUUAUUUUUGUCCCAUGUGUUAUAUGUUCAUAUAUGAAACAAACAACUGUUCAAUCAAUCUUCAUACUAAAUGAAUCCUCGAAGCCGGAAUUAAUCUCCAAUAUCUGACACAAUAUAUACCUCAAGUCACAUUUCUUUCAUUUCCGAAUCGACGUCGAAAUUAAGCAAAAAUAUUCUUAACAAUAUAACCAUGUAUAUUAUUUUUUCCUAUAAUAAGCGAUAUGAAAAUUAUAUAAAGUUAAUAUUUUCAA
Molecule: messenger RNA, 1082 nt
Organism: Dermatophagoides farinae (American house dust mite)
Lineage: Eukaryota; Metazoa; Arthropoda; Arachnida; Sarcoptiformes; Pyroglyphidae
Source: RefSeq, a predicted model, not a curated record